GACGCCAUCUCCAUCUCUGCCAGCAAUUCACUCCCUCCACGACUCCGACGCCGCCUCCCCUCCCCUGGCCUCAUCCGAGUCGCGAUGCUCGACUCUAUCAAUAUCCGUCUUUAUUGUGCCUCACUUGCUAACGUAUAUCUGUACAGAGGAGGUUGCCGCCCUCGUUAUCGACAAUGGGUAAGCUUCCCCGCCGUCUCACCGACCAUUCCGCCUCCUGGGCCCUCGAAGGGAUCUGGCCAAUCGUCAGCCCUCCUGAUAACCCAUUGGCACAUGAUCCAUCGAUACAAAACAUCCUACAAUGAAUAUGGUUCUGACUUGAUUCCAGUUCGGGUAUGUGCAAGGCCGGUUUCGCCGGUGACGAUGCGCCCAGAGCUGUCUUCCCCUCCAUUGUCGGUCGCCCCCGUCACCAUGGUAUCAUGAUUGGUAUGGGCCAGAAGGACUCCUACGUCGGUGAUGAGGCACAGUCGAAGCGUGGUAUCCUGACGCUCCGCUACCCCAUCGAGCACGGUGUCGUCACCAACUGGGAUGACAUGGAGAAGAUUUGGCAUCACACCUUCUACAACGAGCUCCGUGUCGCCCCCGAGGAGCACCCCGUCCUCUUGACUGAGGCCCCCAUCAACCCCAAGUCCAACAGAGAGAAGAUGACCCAGAUCGUCUUCGAGACCUUCAACGCCCCAGCGUUCUACGUCUCUAUCCAGGCCGUCCUGUCUCUGUACGCCUCCGGUCGUACCACCGGUAUCGUUCUCGACUCCGGUGACGGUGUCACCCACGUUGUCCCCAUUUACGAGGGUUUCGCUCUUCCCCAGGCCAUUGCCCGUGUCGACAUGGCUGGUCGUGACUUGACCGACUACCUCAUGAAGAUUCUCGCUGAGCGCGGUUACUCCUUCUCCACCACUGCCGAGCGUGAAAUCGUUCGUGACAUCAAGGAGAAGCUCUGCUACGUCGCCCUCGACUUCGAGCAGGAGCUCCAGACCGCUUCCCAGUCCUCCAGCUUGGAGAAGUCCUACGAGCUUCCCGACGGUCAGGUCAUCACCAUCGGCAACGAGCGUUUCCGUGCUCCUGAGGCUCUGUUCGCUCCUUCCGUCCUUGGUCUUGAGUCUGGCGGUAUCCACGUCACCGUCUUCAACUCUAUCAUGAAGUCCGAUGUCGAUGUCCGUAAGGACCUGUACGGCAACAUUGUCAUGUCUGGUGGUACCACCAUGUACCCCGGUCUUUCCGAUCGUAUGCAGAAGGAGAUCACUUCUCUUGCUCCUUCGUCCAUGAAGGUCAAGAUCAUCGCUCCCCCCGAGCGCAAGUACUCCGUCUGGAUCGGUGGUUCCAUCUUGGCUUCUCUGUCUACCUUCCAGCAGAUGUGGAUCUCCAAGCAGGAGUACGACGAGAGCGGUCCCUCCAUUGUCCACCGCAAGUGCUUCUAAGGUAAGUUGAUGGCGGAGCGAACCUAUAGCGUGCGGCAAAUACUGAUGAGAAUGUAGCGUCUUACUUCCCGAACCACAUUCUCGCCCUUCCGAAAACACAUCGAUUCCAAAGAGGCAACGACCGGUGCAAGGUCUCCAUGGCGUUGCAUAUACCGCAGUCAGGUCUUAUAUUGGCGAAAAGUUGUUGACAUGGUCAAGAAGUUUGGGUCGACCCUUCUCCAGAAAGAUUUGGUCCUUGUUUUGUAGCAGGGUGCGCGUGGGCGCGUAUAGGGGCGGAUACGUCUGCAACUGAGGUCGAUCAUACAAUACACUUUGCUUACUGUUCCCGAGUUUCG
Messenger RNA from Colletotrichum godetiae, 1750 nucleotides. Its product is annotated as actin. The record is from RefSeq and is a predicted model, not a curated record. Bases 333 to 1415 code for a protein of 360 amino acids. NCBI's taxonomy places the organism in Eukaryota, Fungi, Ascomycota, Sordariomycetes, Glomerellales, Glomerellaceae. The transcript is spliced from 4 exons.